AGAAACUGAGACAUCAGUUUUUUAGUUGAUCCCAGAGUAACGGAAAUAUGUUUCUGUCAGUCCUUCUUUCUGUGGCACUAUUCAGUACUUUUAUAGCUGUCACGAGCCAACAACUUGUUAUUGAUGUCAUCACAAAUGGAACCUACCGCGUGCGAGUCAAUGGCGUUGCAUGGCUAACUAGUGGUGCCACCUUUUUUAACAAUGACCAAAAACAGUUUACCAAUGCCGACAAUUCAUUAAAGCUAAUGAGCACAACAGCGACAUCAGGCUAUGACCGGCUCGGACUUUGGCAGAACACAAAUUUUAUUUACCAGGCUGGGACCCUGUCAGUGACAGCUUCCAUCAAGAUUUACACUGUCCCAGACCUUCCUUUCAUUAUAUUCUCACAGACUUAUCAAAACACAGCAACAAAAACAUCAGCCCCAGACUCCAAGCAUGUCAUCAGUGGAUUCCCGACAUUUAGAACAACCUCAGAUGCUGAUCUUGGCUAUGUGGCCUAUGGUGGAGACAUGGCUGGAUACAGCAAGCUCAGUGUUGGAAGAUAUAACCCGUUAGCUUCAAUAACUACAGGAAUUGAAGGGGGACCACUGGUACUGUUCGACAACUCAAGUAAUGCAUUGGUUGUGUCCCCUAUGAGUCAGUUUAUGGCAGCAUCUAACCAAAUCUCACUGGUCAGGCAGGAGUUGUCCUAUGGAAUUAUGGGACUUGUUGACAGCGUCCCUAGCAACUACAGCAUAGAUUUUAUUGUGUAUUACAGCAACCAAGGGAUAAACCAGGCUAUGAAAGGAUGGGGAGAACUUCUGAAGUUCUGGUACAACAAAAAUCUGGAACACAGGGCAUAUGGUAUUACACUGAAUUACAUGGGGUAUUGGACAGAUAAUGGUGCCUACUACUACUACCACACUGAAGAAGGCAAAAACUAUGAGAAGACAAUGCUAGAUGCAGUCAACUACAUCAACGCUCAGAAAAUACCAUUCAAGUACACUCAGUAUGAUUCCUGGUGGUAUGCUAAAGGUAAAACAUCAGGCGUGCUCACCUGGACACCCACACCUGAGACUAUACCUGAUGGCUUCAAAUAUUUAUCUGACCAGACCAAGUUGCCAUUUACUUGCCAUAAUCGCUUUUGGGACAGCGCCACCCCCUAUGCCAGGUACAACGGAGGCAGGUACAACUUUAUACCAGACCAUAGUUCAGGACUGGCUGUACCUGAUGAUGAUCAAUUUUGGUUGGAUCUGUUUAAUAUGACCCAGCAGUGGGGACCAUUUAUUAUGUAUGAGCAGGAUUGGCUGGACAAAGAAACUGACGAAAACAAAAUUCUGCAGUCCGACCUGUUUGUGGGGCGCAGAUGGUUGGUUGGGAUGGGGAAAGGCGCUGAAGCUUACAAGACUAUAGGGAUCCAAUACUGCAUGUCAUACAGCAGGCACAUUCUGCAGUCUCUGGAGAUACCUACUGUAACACAGGCCCGAGUCAGUGGUGACUACCAACCAGGGGGCAGACAGUGGGACAUCGGCAUCUCCUCCAUGUUUGCUGAUGCUGUGGGCGUGGCACCAUUCAAGGACACGUUCUGGACAACAGAAGUCCAGGCAGGAAGUCCUUAUGGAGUAAAAACAGAGAAACACACAGGACUCAACAGUGUGAUAUCAACACUCAGCACUGGCCCAGUGGGACCUGGUGACGGCAUUGGUUUUAUCAACACUACACUACUUAUGAGAUGCUGUGACUCUGAUGGUAAAAUCUUACAGCCCAGUGUCCCCGCUACAGCUAUUGAUGAUCAAAUGAUAAAGAGAGCUUUCCUUUCCUACCCUGGGCCUGUGGGGGAGGUCUACACAACUUACAGCAAUAUUUCUGGCUUGAUUUUUGGUAUAGUCUUGGCUGCAGAAAUGUCCAAUGAAUACUCCCUCAAACCUUCUAAUGGCUGGACUUUUGGACAGCUACCCAAGAGUGUUGUCUAUUCAGGAACAGACUCCAGUAAACUGCCAGCUAUGUUUUCUGAUAACAGCCCACUAGAACUUGGACCGGAAUGUUCCACAACUAACUUCUGUCUCUACUACACUUCUCCAAUUCUACAGCUGGGAGUUCGAACUCAGGUCAUCCUGCUGGGUGAGGAGAACAAGUGGGUGCCGCUGUCGCCCAAACGUUUCUACAGCAUCCACCAAACACACGAGGACAUCAUCAUCGUGCUCAACGUCAACGCACGUGAGUCCGUGACCCUGAGGUUCAUGGAGGAGCUGGGGCCGGUGCUGACAGUUGAGUGUGACAACAGUGCCAGCGACACUCCUGCCGACCUCAGCUUCAUCAGCAUAGCCGAGAGGAAAUGUUUUUUAAACUCCGGAGAUAGUUAAUGUUAAAUUGUUUUAUACACAGAAUGAUCACAAAAUUUGAAAAAUAAAAAUAUAUAUGUAUAAGUUUG
Physella acuta is the source of this 2410-nucleotide messenger RNA. RefSeq lists its product as uncharacterized. Gene Ontology annotation, molecular function: RNA endonuclease activity. NCBI's taxonomy places the organism in Eukaryota, Metazoa, Mollusca, Gastropoda, Physidae. Gene Ontology annotation, biological process: nucleic acid metabolic process. The record is from RefSeq and is a predicted model, not a curated record.